Alnus glutinosa is the source of this 1879-nucleotide messenger RNA. RefSeq lists its product as uncharacterized. The coding region runs from base 249 to 1754 and encodes 501 amino acids. The record is from RefSeq and is a predicted model, not a curated record. NCBI's taxonomy places the organism in Eukaryota, Viridiplantae, Streptophyta, Magnoliopsida, Fagales, Betulaceae. Gene Ontology annotation, molecular function: acetylglucosaminyltransferase activity. The transcript has 3 exons.
AGCCAGAAAGGUUAUCCAACUUUGGGCAACUCAAAAGGAGUUCUAUUUUAGAGGGACUCUGCUACUCUGGCUUCACAGAACUCGAUUACCUCAUCAUCUCCUCCCUCUAUUCUCCGGCCUCCCUGGUUUUGACUUCUGGUACGUACGUAGAUCGAGCGAGCGAGUAAAAUUAGGCUUCAACGAUAUCAGAGGGUAUUCAAUAUUUCAGUUUUGUUUUUUUUCUUCCUUUCUUUCCUCACUGUCUGUAUAUGCAAAUCAAAUCCCAGAAAACUUUUUCCACCAUGAAAAACAAUGCAAAAGGUUCAGAAAACUUUUCCACCGCAGGGUCUCUUCCAAAGUCAAUGCCCUACUUUUUCUUCUUGCUCUCUCUCAUCUUCAUCUUUUACUCAGUAGCAUUUGUGUAUGAUCCAUAUCCUUGUACCAAGCAAUUUUUCACCGCUCAUCACCAAUCUGACGGCCUUGUCAUAAUCCCAUCCGGGCCAACUCCUAAAUCCCCAGAAAAAACAGACCUCUCUCACGUAGUUUUUGGCAUCGCAGCCUCGGCCAAGCAUUUUAGCAAACGGAAAAGCUACAUCAAGCAAUGGUGGAGACCCAAUGAAACGCGUGGAAUUGUUUGGUUAGACGAGCAUGUGGAAGCCGAAUUUCCCGAUGAACAACCUUUACCGCCUUUGAAGAUCUCCGGCGACACUUGGAAGUUCAAGUACAAGAACCCAAAAGGCCACAGGUCCGCAAUACGUAUAUCACGCAUAAUAUCGGAGACUUUGAGGCUGGGCAUGGAGGAUGUGAGGUGGUUUGUGAUGGGGGACGAUGACACAGUUUUUUUCCCAGAUAAUUUAGUCAGGGUUUUGCAGAAGUACGACCAUAAUCAGUACUAUUAUAUAGGGAGCUCGUCUGAGAGCCAUUUACAGAACGUACAAUAUUUUUCAUAUAAUAUGGCGUAUGGUGGUGGUGGGUUUGCUAUAAGCUAUCCAUUGGCAAAGGCGCUUGAGAAAAUUCAGGAUAGGUGUAUACAGAGGUACCCGGGUUUGUUUGGGUCGGAUGAUCGGAUCCAGGCUUGCAUGGCGGAGCUUGGAGUUCCUCUCACCAAGGAACAAGGAUUUCACCAGCAUGAUGUGCAUGGCAACGUAUUCGGCCUCCUCGCGGCGCACCCAAUCGCCCCCCUGGUUUCUCUCCACCACCUAGACUUCGUUGAGCCCAUCUUCCCCAAUAUGAACCGGGUCCAGGCUCUCGAGCAGCUCAAGGUCCCAUUGGAGCUCGACUCGGCAGCGCUCAUGCAACAAUCCAUUUGCUAUGACAAGGCUCGGAGCUGGACCGUGUCGGUUUCGUGGGGGUAUGCAGUUCAAAUAUUUCGGGGUGUUAUCUCCGCCCGAGAGAUGGAACUGCCGGCUAGGACCUUCUACAAUUGGCACCCCAAGGUUGACUUUACUGGCUAUGAGUUCAACACUCGUCCCGUCAGCCGACACCCCUGUCAAAAACCUUUUGUUUAUUUCAUUUCCAAUGCUACACAUGAUUCCCAGACAGAUCGAACGACUACCGAGUAUUUGCCGCAUCAAAUAUCACGUCCGGAGUGCAGAUGGAGAAUGGCCGAUCCUUCUCAAAUCGAUAGAGUGGACGUCUACAAGAAGCCCAACCCAUUUUUAUGGGAUAAGCCUCCGAGAAGAAACUGCUGCAGGAUCUUGCCGACGGCGAACAAUGGGACCAUGGCUAUUGAUGUGGGAGAAUGCAAAGAAGAUGAAAUUAUUGAAUUACAGUGACAAAAAUAGUAAAGACUUUCCCUACCCUUUUUUUUUUUCCCAGCCAUUUGUGGUUUGCUGAUUUUCUUUUUGUUUACAUUUUCAAUAUAUUAAUCACACCAAGUCUCCAUAGAAAUUCAUUUACU